AUGAUGAUGGUCGAACAUGUUGAAAUGCAAAGAAAUAAGGAUAACAAUAUUGAAAAUAGAGAACAAAUCGAGCAUGAAAUGAAGAGAGUUUUUGGUAAAAGUGCUGAAAAGAUCAUCUGGUUGGAAACUGAGGGUCUUGUUGAAGAUCAAUGCUCAUAUCGAGGACUCAUUCCAGGCACUGAAUUAUUGGCAUCUUAUGGUACUGGAGGACACAUUGACGAGUGGGCUAGAUUUGCCACUGAGAAUACCAUUCUCCUUGCCUAUGUACCAGUUCACUUGAAUGAUUGUAUCUCUGUUGAGAAUAGAAAGAGACUCGAGCAAAACUAUGAACUCCUCAAAAAGCAAACCAAUCUCAAAGGAGAACCAUUCGAAAUUAUCAAAGUUCCAGUUGGACCACACAUUGUUAUGGAUCUCAAGAAGGGUGACUCCUGUUUCGAUACAUUACAGGAAUUGGAAUUUGAAGAUGGACUUGUUAUGCAUGAUGACCAAACUUACAAGUACAUUAUUGCCUCGAGUUAUUUGAAUUUCUUAGUGAGUAAUAAUACUGUUCUCAUCUCCAAAUAUUAUCGUGAAGGUCUUCCCCAACACGUUAAAGAUUCUGAUGAAGAAGCUCUUCAAAUAUUUAAGCGAGUAUAUCCAAAUCAUGUAAUUGUUGCAAUUUCAACUGAAGCUAUUAACAUGGGUGGAGGAGGAAUGCACUGUAUCAGUCAACAAAUGCCUUCACUUUAG
This is a messenger RNA of Naegleria gruberi, 729 nucleotides long. RefSeq lists its product as uncharacterized. The transcript has a single exon. Lineage: Eukaryota; Heterolobosea; Eutetramitea; Acrasida; Naegleriidae. Gene Ontology annotation, biological process: putrescine biosynthetic process. The record is from RefSeq and is a predicted model, not a curated record. Gene Ontology annotation, molecular function: protein-arginine deiminase activity; agmatine deiminase activity. The coding region runs from base 1 to 729 and encodes 242 amino acids.